Messenger RNA from Postia placenta MAD-698-R-SB12, 756 nucleotides. RefSeq lists its product as hypothetical. The transcript has 11 exons. NCBI's taxonomy places the organism in Eukaryota, Fungi, Basidiomycota, Agaricomycetes, Polyporales, Adustoporiaceae. Bases 1 to 756 code for a protein of 251 amino acids. The record is from RefSeq and is a predicted model, not a curated record.
AUGGCCACCGAUAUUGAGACUCUCGCGGGAGGGUACUUCGUCGAGGUCCUCUUGGCAAUCAUGUUGUACGGCGUUGCGAUCACACAAGCAUACGUGUAUUGGUGGGAUUACCCAGACGACUCGAAGCGAUCACGGUGGACGGUUAUUAUCCUGAUGAUCAUGGAGACUCUACAUACCGGAUUCAACUUUGCUGCGAUGUACGAAUACCUCAUCAUCGAUUUCAACAACAUAGAAAAGAUACAAACUCUCGUAUGGUACGUCCCAUCGACAAUCAAGGUCUCGUGUGAUACAUUACCAGCAUGCCUCUACAGGUUCUUGAUUCAACGCAUCUGGAUAUGCCGUCAUUCUUUUAUUCCGAGUGUGUUUGAGCUACGCAGUUGGCAACUGUACCGAGACACGGAUGUGUCGCGUCACGGACCAUCUUAUCAAGCGGGUCCAGAUGUUUGUUUCGCUAGCGAUUGUGAUUACCUGUAUACGAUUACGUUCCUUGCAACGCUAAAUGCUCGUCAACACUGGAGAAGUCGCCGGAGGUAUAGAAUGAACGAUAUUGUGUCUAUGGAGCUCUCUCCUAGAGUGACGAGCGCUCAGGCGCAAGGGACUCAAGCACCACAGAUCGAGAUAUUGACGACGGUCUCAAAAGUGACCGACAACAUGCUCCACCGCGAACAUGGCGUCCCCAAGCCGCUUAUUUCAAGUGUUGUCACUGAUGAUAACAUGGAGCCAAGCAAAAUUAAAAUUCUCAACGAUGAUUAUUGA